GCGGAGUGAAAUGCAUCCAUGAUAUUAAAAAAAAGAUCCAAAUGUUUGCCCCUUAUUUAGUAACAUUCUGGCUUUGUAGUACAGUUUUAUCUUGGGGUCCUGAGAGCCUCUUUAUUUUCUUAUACCAUAACGAGCGAGAUUAUUUUAUUUUGUUGUGAAAACCUAAUUUCUGAUUUGGAUGUAUUGAAGUCUAUUCAGCUGGCUGCUUGGUGGUUGUGAAAAUUAGGAUUCGCCUGGUUGGGUGAGUGCUGUUCCCACAACACCUGAGGCAGACUUGACAAAACUCUUUUGGAAACGGGGAACGAACUCAAGCCAUUCAUUUUUCUUUCUUUCCGCUUGCAACAGCCUUGCAUUCACUGGACCGUUUUUGGUGACUCUUUAGUUAUACCUUCAACUGUUCAGAUUUUUGCCUCUUAUUUUUUGGUCUGUUCCACAUAAAAUUUUUGUUUUUCUGACAAGUCACCGAGGAUUGAAGUCGGAAAAUGACAGACAUUUGAGUUUCAAACUUCAUACCCGCCAGAAAAUUCUUUUUAAUGCAAAACCUGUUAUUCCAUCAACUUUAACCGUUUAUAAGGGCAUGGUUUAAUUGGGCCUUUAUCCCUAUAAUUUACGGCUUUGUCUAGAUUUCUUGCUGUAAGAGGUUCAGAGCAAACAUGGACUCGGAACAGUCAAGUCAGUCCCCAAAGUCACCUCAAGCCCGAUUUCGAAACAUUGCAGCCUCUUCUUUCUUGAGUGAUAAAACUCAAAAGCCUGGAGUUUCCUCUCUGUUGCAACCUGUCCCAGAAGCAUCUUUAUCAUCUGAAAACAAUGAGUUUGGAAGUAUGGAAAAUAUUGAAGAAAGUGAUGCCUCACAGAAGGAACCAGAAAUUGUGCUAGAAGAAUAUCUUGAAAAAGCCAAAGAUGGAGACUCUAAGGCCCAGACGGAGGUUGGAAAGUACUAUCUGAGACUAGCAGAACGAGAGGAUGAAGAAUUGAACAAUUGUACUGCUGUUGCUUGGUUGAUUCUUGCUGCAAAACAAGGUCGGAGGCAGGCUGUCAAAUUGCUAAGACAUUGUUUGGAAGCCAGAAAAGGUAUCACAUCUGAGAAUGAAACAGAAGUGAAAAAGUUGUCUUCGGAGACUGAUCUUGAAAGAGCAGUGAGAAAAGCAGCAUUAGUCAUGUACUGGAAGCUAAAUCCACAGAAGAAAAAGAAGGUUGAUGUGGCUGAACUGCUGGAGAAUGUGGGGCACUUCAACUCCCAAGCGGGUCCAGCAAGCCCAGGACCCGUUCCAAAAUCUGUUCAAAAACAGAGAAGAAUUCUAGAACGACUUGUCAGCAUCGAAUUGGCUCCUCCCUCUGUAUGUUCCUCAGAAGUUGACUCAGUUUCCUCCAGACCAUCGCAAAUCAUUUCAGCUGGCAGGUACAUUGGACUAGACGAUUUUAUUGAAAUAACCAAGAAAUAUGCAAAGGGAAUCAUUCCAGCUAACUUAAUGCUGCAGGAUGAUGACGACGAUGAAUGCUCUGGGAGAAGUCCAGAGGAACUUCCAGUGAAACUCAGGAUAAUAAAAUAUCCACUUCAUGCUAUUAUGGAACUCAAGGAGUACCUCAUAGAUGUUGCAUCCAAAGCUGGAAUGCACUGGGUGUCUACUCUUUUUCCAACACACCACAUCAAUGCUUUGAUUUUCUUUUUCAUCAUCAGCAAUUUGACCAUUGAUUUUUUUGCAUCUGCUAUCCCUUUAGUCAUUUUCUAUUUGUCUUUCAUUUCCAUGGUUAUUUGUACAUUGAAAGUGUUUCAGAACAGCAAGGCCUGGGAAAAUUUUCGAACCCUGACUGAUUUGCUACUUCAGUUUGAGCCAAACUUAGAUAUCGAACAAGCUGAGGAGAACUUUGGCUGGAAUCACUUAGAACCAUACAUACAUUUUUUGUUGUCUGUAUUCUUUGUAAUCUUUUCCUUUCCUAUAGCAAAAAAAGAGUACAUACCAUGUUCUGAACUGUCAACUAUUUCUAUAUUCUUUACAGUUACAAGUUAUAUGAGUUUAAAAAGAUGCGCAGAGCCAUAUACUCAAAGAGCACUUCUAACAGAAGUGGCAUCUUCACUUUUUACCUUGUUGAAAGCUUUACCUGAAAACUGGACUAUUCCAAGGUUUUUUGGCAUAAAGUUUGCUAGUAUUUCUAUAGGUAAUUUCUGUAUGCUGAAUAUAAGUGUACCAUGCAUUUUGUAUAUUUACUUGUUUUACCUCUUCUUUAGAAUGGCACAAUUAAGAAAUUUUAAAGGUUUCUACUGUUACUUUGUCCCUUAUCUGGUGUGCUUUAUGUGGUGCGAACUGUCAGGUGUGCUACUAAAAGAAUCUACUGGUAUAGGCCUCAUACGAGCAUCAGUGGGCUAUUUUUUGUUUCUUUUUGCCUUGCCAAUUCUGGCAGUAGGUAUUGCAGUGAUGUUUUUAGUUCAGUUCAUCAAGUGGUUUCUUGCUUUGGAGCUUAUUAAAAUUAUCGUAACUCUUGCUUUAUUAGGCAUUCCGAUUUUUCUUAGAUGGUGGACCAAGUCAAAGCUCACUGUAGUAGGUGUGAUAACAUCUUUGUCUAAGAGCUCUAUUGUCAAGCUGAUUCUCGUCUGGAUCACAGCCAUUGUACUUUUCUGCUGGUUUUAUGUUUACAGAUCUGAGGGAAUGAAAGUGUACAACUCUACUUUAACAUGGCAGCAGUAUGGCUUCUUAUGUGGACCUCGUGCAUGGAAAGAAACCAACAUGGCUCGAACUCAGAUCCUUUGCAGUCAUCUUGAAGGACACAGGGUGACAUGGACUGGAAGGUUCAAGUAUGUCAGAGUUACAGAAACUGAUAAUAGUGCAGAAUCUGCAAUAAACAUGCUUCCAUAUGUAGUUGGUGACUGGAUGAGAUGUGUAUAUGGUGAACGUUACCCACCAUGUGAUCCCCAGAAUGUUACCCUGGAAGAAGAAGAACUUUGCCAGCUUAAAUUUCUCACAAAGCAUGAGUGUCAUAUUAAGAAGUUUGACCGUUACAAAUUUGAAGUAACUGUAGGUAUGCCUUUCAAUGCUAUAAAUGGAAACAAAACUAUUGAAGAAGAUGAUGCCACAAAAGAUAUUGUGUUAAGGGCAAGUAAUGAAUUUAAGAAAGUGCUGCUGAAUUUACGAAUAGGAAGUGUGGUAGAAUUCAGUACUAUUCUAGAGGGCCGUUUGGGUAGCAAAUGGCCAGUGUUUGAGCUGAAAGCCAUACGUUGCGUGAACUGUAUGUUUAAACUUUCUUCUGCAGGAAUGCAUGUGAAAAUAGAGUAUGACUGGAGAAGUACAAUGCAUCAAGCCCUUAAGUUUGCAUUUAAUUUCUUUUUCUAUCCAUUCUUAUCUGCUGUGUAGAAUAAGAAAAACACUGAAGUUAUGGUACCAAAGAUUACUUGAUUUCUUAAAGUAACUUCUUUAAGCACUAUUUAUUGCUGUUUAUAAUUACUGUGCCCGCAUAGUUAUUGCACUGUAACUACUGACUUAGCAAUGACACAUCAUUUUGCUUUUGACAGGGUUGGUUCCCAGUUGCAUUUUCCUUGUUUGAGUGUUACUUGGUACCAUAAGUAGUGUGUUGAAGAAAUUGAGAGUGGAUAUUUAUGUUGGUUUACCACUGCAUUUCAUUGGUACUAAUGGAAAUGUACAUUUUUCACAAGGACAGUUACUUUUUUUUUUACAAUGGAUUUGCUGCUAGCAGUAUAUUUAAUUUCCUCCUGGAAGAGCUGAAUUAGUCUAAUCAGUCAGUAUAGUUGGGCACUCAAGUAGUGGUCACAUUUGACGUGUUGCAGUACUGGGGUCAAGUCCACCUUUCCUUGUGGGAUAGUUAAGUAUACCAGUUUAGAGUGUAUUCCGUUUCACAUUUUAUGCCUUAUACUGUGUUUUGGUGACUAAAGCUUGGGGAGUCUGUCAUUAUGUUGCACAAUAAUGAGCAAAUUUCACAAUGUUUGUAAACAGCUCCAUUGCUUUCACUUGGAAGUGUUGAUAACAGGGUGCACGAUAUUCUGUCAAUCUCUGUAAAUGUCAUAAGUAAAUUUAUUUUUCUGCUAGGUAUUUAGAAAAUUCACUUGCAAGAACAUUUGCCAAGGAAAUGCACAUUGGUUUCUUGUGGUUUGUCAAAUCAGCUAACUGCUUAAGCAAAAACCUGCUUAAGGCAAUAUCAGUUUAAAAGAGGGCAAAGAAUACAUUUGUGUUAUGCAGGGCCAGACAUGGCCUCCCUGCAGGGGCUUCAUCCUGUACACUCGUUUACUUAAUAUAACCAAUUCCAGUGUCACACAACUUUGGAUCAGGUUAGUAAAUCAUGCUUACAUGGGUUUAGCAUAGUCCAUCUUUUUGACAUUUUCUAUACUUUCAAUAGAAAUUUGGUACAUUUCUCUCAUUAACAACAAAAAAAAUAGGUCACCACUGGACUGACUUUAUUGCAGGAUAAUCAGGCCUUGAAUGUCAAACAGUCACAGUGCAUUUUGGAUGAAUAUAUUUUGUAUGCUUAAAGUGCCUUAAUUAUGAGCCUUUUCUUUGUGUUUUUAUUUAUUGUUCAAGUCAGUAAAACAGUUGUGCUAUUUUGAUAGUGCAUCAAUCUGGUGCAAGAAUUUCUUCUGAUAUUUUAGUGGUAAGUAAAUGAGAAUUAAAUUUCUUACAAGACAUUUGCUGCUUGUUGGAAAUCAUACUUCUGAACUUCUUUACUCAAGAAAUUUGGCUGAAGCUAAAAAUAACGAGGGGUCAUAGGCCUAAAAUAAGGUACAAUUGUUAAAUAUUACAGUAAUUCAUUUAAACAGUUGAUGCAGUAGCAUGCUUUGCAUCAACAUGCAUUUUCUGAACAGUAAGAAGUAUGAAACUGUGAUGUCUGGCAUUAUUGACUGACUGUAAUCCUCUGUAAUUUACCAGAAAAUCUGGGGCUUUCAGCAAAAUCAGGGACAAGUUGAUAUGUUUGUUUGGAAAUUGUCAUUCUGGUGUACUAACUUGAAUCACCAAAUAUUGUAAUUUUUGAAUUAAGAAACAGGUACAGUAAUUAACAUUUUUGUACAGACAUCAAAAGAAAUCGGUGCUUUCUUUAAUUAAAUUUUAAGACAAGCAUUUUUACAUGUGUCACGUACCACAGAAAUCUUGUGAUUUGGAAGGUCUUCAUUGCUCUCUAUGUGGCUAUAUAACGUGAAGGCUAAGGGUGCUGCUACAAGUAAUAUAAUUUAAUAAUAUUUUUAAUUCUGUUUUAUUUAAUUUGCAGUAUUUGUAAAUGACUUUUUGUACAUGUUUUCAUUUCCUAAAAACAUUUACUUCACAGAUUCUUGAAAAAACACGAUCAUCACUGUGAUGCUAGAGCUGUUAUAUGGAUAUAGUUAUUGUGAAUUCAUGUGGUUGUUCAUGUAGAUAUGCAUAAAAAGAGCCAGGAGGUUCAUCAGUGAGUGGAAUGCUUUUGGCUUUGUUGGGGCAUUUUUUUUUUCUUUUGUUUUUAACAGACAAAUGUCGCACUAAGUUGCUGUAUGCCUGUAUACUGAAGAAAAUUGCUACUAAUGUACUUUAAAAACAAUGUUAAUGUAAGUUAUUGUACAGUCGUGUCACUGGUUUUCUUGAACUGCAUUUACCUAGUCUAGUUCCCUUUUUCCCUGAUUAUGAUUUUAAAUGUAUAUGUUUCAGCUAGAAAUGCCACCAUAACCUAUAAUGUAUUUUGUUAUACAUAUUGUCUUGUAUUCACUUGCCACAUUGUCCUACGAAAUAUCAUCUGUACCACCUUUCACAAUAAACUUUGAUAUGUUAAAAUAAACUAACGCUGCUUCACAAAAAAAGGAAUAAGAAAUGGAAAAUAUGCAGUGUGACACUGUUACCCCUUAUAAGCAGUAAUCUGAGAAGUGGUAUGCUAGCAAAAAAAGAUCAUUGGACUGACUGCAGAAGUGAAAUUGCCUGAUUUGUGAAAUGUUUUGCGGGGUGUUCAACAGAAGAAUAAAUAAGUAUGCCUUUCUCUGGUAUUUAUCUGA
Protopterus annectens (West African lungfish) is the source of this 5956-nucleotide messenger RNA. RefSeq names its product wolframin ER transmembrane glycoprotein (gene WFS1). The transcript has 9 exons. Bases 654 to 3347 code for a protein of 897 amino acids. Gene Ontology annotation, molecular function: protein binding. Lineage: Eukaryota; Metazoa; Chordata; Ceratodontiformes; Protopteridae. Gene Ontology annotation, cellular component: endoplasmic reticulum membrane; endoplasmic reticulum. Gene Ontology annotation, biological process: endoplasmic reticulum unfolded protein response; calcium ion homeostasis. The record is from RefSeq and is a predicted model, not a curated record.